Molecule: messenger RNA, 3473 nt
Organism: Stegastes partitus (bicolor damselfish)
Lineage: Eukaryota; Metazoa; Chordata; Actinopteri; Pomacentridae
Gene: satb1a
Product: SATB homeobox 1a
Exons: 11
Coding region: 63-2804 (913 amino acids)
Biological process (GO): chromatin remodeling; regulation of transcription by RNA polymerase II
Molecular function (GO): RNA polymerase II cis-regulatory region sequence-specific DNA binding; DNA-binding transcription factor activity, RNA polymerase II-specific
Source: RefSeq, a predicted model, not a curated record
UUGAUGUAUGAUAGCAGGCCGGGCGUGCACGUUGUGCCGACUGAAACAGUGUGACACCACAGAUGGAUCCCCUGUGCAAUGGAAUCAAGAAAGCUGAGGGCAGUGAUCUUGUUGUAGAUCCGCGGGCCCCUCCCGCUAAGCUGGCGCGACUGGAACAACACGAGGUGGGACCGUCGAGCCAGGAGAGGAGCCGGCAGGGAAGUCCUGUGGCCAUAAACCCCUGCCUGGCCCAGAAACCUACCGCAGUGAGGCCACAGGGCAAGAGCUGGCACACCAGAGGGAGCCUGCUGCCGGUGUUCUGCGUGGUGGAGCACAGGGAAAGCCUGUUGGAGGGAGAGAGGAGGGAAGAGCAUGCUGAGUUUGUGUUGGUCAAGAGAGAUCUGCUGUUUAACCAGCUGAUAGAGAUGGCCCUGCUCACACUGGGAUACUCGCACAGCUCUGCCGCACAGGCUAAAGGUCUGAUCCAGGUGGGCAGGUGGAACCCGGUGCCUCUGUCCUGCGUAACAGAUGCUCCAGAUGCCACAGUGGCCGAUAUGCUGCAGGAUGUUCACCACGUUAUCACCCUUAAAAUACAGCUGCACAGCUGCCCCAAGCUGGAGGACUUGCCAGCGGAGCAGUGGAGUCACUCCACAGUGAGAAACGCUCUGAAGGAGCUCCUCAAGGACAUGAACCAGAGCUCCCUGGCCAAAGAGUGUCCACUGUCCCAGAGUAUGAUAUCAUCUAUUGUAAAUAGCACUUACUAUGCAAAUGUGUCAGCUGCCAAGUGUCACGAGUUUGGUCGAUGGUACAAGCACUUCAAGAAGUCCAAGUGCUUCAAGGACAUUGACGCUUUCUCUGACCAGUCCACACAUAUCACCCUGACCCAGCAGCCAGUCACCGGUAGCCCCACUGAUCAGAGCUCGACCCUUAUUUUCCCUCGUGCUGCCGUAGCCAAUAUUCGCGGUCGCUCCCCGCUGAGUCUGCACCCUCCCGCUCUGGUGACCCAGCCUCUCAGCUCCCACAUGGUCAACCAGCAGCUGGUGAUGGCCCAGUUUCUCAACCAGCAGUAUGCUGUCAGCCGCAUGCUAGCCGGCCAGGGUCUCUCGUCGUCACCACAGCAGUAUCUCAACCACCCGCCCGUAGGGAGGCCUCCUGCCACGGUCUUCUCCAAAGCCCCGGAUUCCCAAACCCCACAGCAGGCCCAGUGUGGCCCAGGGGGAGGCCCUGCAGCCGGGCUGCAAAAUCAGACAUCGGCAGGGUCUUCUUUGGGACCCACAGACGUGCCAAGCGACAUCUACCAGUGUGUGAGGGAGGAACUGAAGCGAGCGGGCAUCUCCCAGGCCAUCUUUGCUCGGGUGGCCUUUAACAGGACCCAGGGUCUGCUCUCAGAGAUCCUGCGAAAGGAGGAGGAUCCCAAACAUGCCUCCCAGUCUCUGCUGGUCAACCUGCGGGCCAUGUACAGCUUCCUGCAGCUCCCCGAGGCUGAGAGGGAGAGAUUCUACCAGGAGGAGAAGGAGAGAAGCCUGACUGGGUUCACGCCUACCUGCAACAACACACCACCCAGAUCCACACAGGCAAGACUGUCCCCAAUUACAGCAGACAGAGGGCUGAGGACAGACAGCUGUGUUCUCAGUGUCAGCGCCUCCAUCUAUGAGGACAUUCAGCAUGAGAUGAAGAGAGCCAAGGUGUCUCAGGCUCUGUUUGCAAAGGUGGCCGCCUCCAAGAGUCAGGGCUGGCUGUGUGAGCUGCUGCGAUGGAAGGAGGAUCCCAGCCCAGAGAACCGGACCCUGUGGGAGAACCUGUGCAUGAUCCAGCGGUUCCUCAGCCUGUCGCAGACUGAACGAGAUGCCAUCUACGAACAGGAGAGCAGCAACAUGACAGCACAGCAGCACUGCGCUGACAGGCUCUCACUGCUCAGCAAUGACAAUACACUGUAUCAGCGAAACUCCCCGAUGCCACAGCAACACCAUCUUCAGCCCCAUCAGCCACUGCAGCCCGAGGCCGGACCUCAUCUGUCUCCACGGCAACCCUGCACCGCAUCACCGGCGGAGGCCGACGCCGGGGCCACCUGGGGGCAUUUGAGAGUACGAUUGCAGGGCAGAAGCAGCAGUAGUGACAGAGGGGACAGUAAGGACUGGGUUGAGGGGGGAAGAGGGGACAGGGGCAGUCUGGGCGGGGACUGGGGUUGUACUGGAAGACUGAGGGACAACAGCACAGAGAGCGGUGAGCAGGUCAGGGAUGGAAAUGUGGCCAAGGAAGGCAUGGAUGACAUCACUGGAGACAACAAAAAGGGCAAGGUUAAGGAGAAGCUGUCUGUGAAGUGGCCCAGUGUGAAGAAUGAGGACCACGGUGGGGUUGGGGUUUGCUCCGGGGCAGAUCAUAACGGAGGUCGAGAUGAAGUCCGAGGUGAGGGGUUGAACGUGUCCAGUGAGGCCUUGGGAAUCCUGCAGAGCUUCAUCCAGGAUGUGGGCCUCAACCCAGACGAGGAGGCGGUCCACACUCUGUCUGCACAGCUGGGCUUACCCAAACACACCAUCCGCAGCUUCUUCAAUAGCCAAUACCGAGGACAAAUCCAAGACCGCAGCUGGAGCCCAAAACACAGUCAGGACAACCAGCACGGCUGUACAGACCCGAACCCCUCACAGGCAGAUGCAACUACACAGGAACUGGAAGAGGAAGGCGAUGAAAAGACUGAAACUGAGCAAAAGGAGGAGGAGAAGCAAACAGGGAGAAAUGAAACAAGCGAGGUAACUGUUUUGAAAGAACUGGAUGUCGGCACUCAAACCCUUCCUCCUAUGAAGGAGGAGCAGGAGAGUCACAUCUGACCCAGUGACAGAGCUUGAAGAAGCCAUAUGUUCCCUGUGAGCCACAAAACAGGUGCUUUUCUUCUCUAAAUAUGCCGCAACCCUGGUACAAACGCAACUUAGCCACAGUUGCACAUCGUUGCGGUACAGAUUCACAGUGUUUCAGUGUUGAUUUGUUUUUUGGCGUGUGACACUGUGGAAAGACUCAUUCUUACUGUUUCUGCCACAGCUUUCAUGAGCAGAGACUUAUAUGAUGUAUUUAUAUAGAAAGCUGUUGUGUGAUUUGAGGAUCCUUAAUGCACUUGAGACAGAGUUUACUGUGACUAUGUGUACAGAUAAUGUUUCUGUGUGUAGAUACAUGUCUGAAAUAAUGGGAGCCAAUACAAUGAGCCUCAGAUUACAUAUCACUAUUUAAAAAGAGUAAUUGAUUGACUGAUGUACAUUUUUGAGAAAUGUUCAUACCAGAAAUGCCUUGUAGAAAGUGGCACUGCCAAUCAGUUGUUUUUUGUUUAGUUUUUUUUAAUGAUCCAUGUUUCUAUUUUUAUUUUUACUACAUUUUAAAACAUGGUUUGGCUCAGACUUAAGUCAUUUAAAGCUGUUUCCUUCAUGAAUCUCACUGUUUAUGUUUGUCUGUCACAUCAUAUUAAAUAUCAAGUUUCCUGUUUUUGCUUUGAAUUCAAUGUUUAUUAG